AGCCACUGAGUUGGAAUUAUAAAUAAAUUUUCUGUGUCCCAACUGUGGAAAUCUUGCUCUCAAUCGUGCUCCAUCAUUGGAGGAGUUCAGCAAUUCUUAUUUGCUAUGAAAAUUUGAAGAAAAUUUUCACUCUGUUUCCUGCAAUUAAUAUAUAGUCAAGUAUAUUUAGUGAAAAUCAUUUACAUAAUAAAUUGUUCUGGUGCAAGAAGGAAAAUUGUCUAUAAAAAUGACAGAAAAACUGCAAUUUCUCAUGAAACUCAAUGAAUUCGCUACGCAAUUGUACCGGAUCUGUGCUAGUGGCAAAGCAGAUGAAAACAUAGUUAUUGCUCCAUUCUUUCUCCAAAACCUUCUCACAGCUACGCUUUACGGAUCGCGCGGCAAGACGAGCGAGGAAUUGUUCACUGCUUUAAUGUACAGUGGUCAAAAUCUUACGGGGAUUGCGGUAAAUUUUCGUGAUCUUAAUUCCAGUUACCGUGACACUGUAUCAAUUGCCGUGGCUAACAAGUUGCUUAUCAGAGAGCCAGCACAAAUGGAUGAGCAAUUCCCCAGCGAUGCUCGCCGUAAUUUUGAUAUAAGCAUUCAGAGUUUUAGCAAUCGUGAGAAAAGCUGCGCCACUGUGGAGUCUGUAAAUAAGUGGGUGGCUGAGAAAACGCAUCAAAAUGUAAAAGAAUGCAUUAGGCGCGGCCUGGAUUUUGAUGCUUCAAGUGAUAGCAUCGUCCUCGUCAAUGCGGCGCAUUUCGGAGCAGUAUGGGAGCACAAAUUUGCAAAGCAAGAUCAGUGUACCUUUUGGAUUGACGACAACCACUCCAAAAAUGUAGACUUUAUGUUUCUCCGCACAAAUUUGCGCUUUUCACAUUGCACGGAAAUCUCUGCGCAAAUCCUGGAAUUGGAUUUUGCAGAUGAUGACUUUGCAAUGGUAUUUGUUCUUCCUGAACAACGCACCGGAAUUAUACGACUCAUUGAACAACUGCCGAACAUAAAUCUUAUGUAUGCCGUGGCACAGCUGCGUCGUCAAGAUGUGAAAGUCCGAAUGCCGCGCUUUAAAAUAGAUCAUGGUUCGCGAAUGCGCGAAGCUCUUUUGCAGCUGGGCGUGCGUGACCUAUUCUCGGAGGAAACAGCUGAUGUCUCGGGUAUUGUGACAGAUGAAUCAUUCUACGUCUCCGAGAUCAUCCAUCGAGUCAGUGUUGCGAUCGCUGACGAUGGAGAAGAAAUUCCUUCAAACAAUACAUCAUCGAAUGCUCCACAGGAAUUCAUUGCCGAUCAUCCCUUUCUGUUCUUUAUUAAGCACAAGUGCAAUGUCGUUUUUAUAGGUCACGUUGCUAAUCCCAUUUCAUAAAACAGUAGAUACUUAGUGAUGAAGUGUGAAUUUUACAUGCGAUUGUGAAUGUGUUUUAUGAACCUUAUAUCUUAUAAUGUAUGAAUUCAAAGAGUAAAAAAAAAUAACAAACUUAUGUAAUUAUUUGUAAAAAUAAUAAAAUAUGGGGAAACUAAAAUCAAGUCAAAA
This is a messenger RNA of Lutzomyia longipalpis, 1504 nucleotides long. Its product is annotated as leukocyte elastase inhibitor A-like. Gene Ontology annotation, molecular function: serine-type endopeptidase inhibitor activity. NCBI's taxonomy places the organism in Eukaryota, Metazoa, Arthropoda, Insecta, Diptera, Psychodidae. The record is from RefSeq and is a predicted model, not a curated record. The transcript is spliced from 2 exons. The coding region runs from base 227 to 1336 and encodes 369 amino acids.